AUGGCGGCGCCGUCCCCAACAACCACCCACCACCGCCUCCUCCUCCCCGCCUCCACCCACCGCCGCGCCGCCGCCGCCCUCGCCCCCUCCGCGCUCCGCCUCCCCAUCCGCGCCCGCACCACCGCCCGCAUCUGCGCCGCCGCCGCCCCCGCCGCGGCCGCCACCGCGUCCCCGCCCGCCUCCGCCGCGGUCGCCGUCGAGGGCAAGCCCACGGUGCUCGUCGCCGAGAAGCUCGGCGCCGCGGGGCUGGCGCUGCUGCGGGAGUUCGCCAACGUGGACUGCUCCUACGGCCUCUCGCCCGAGGAGCUCCGCGCCAAGAUCUCGCUCUGCGACGCCCUCAUCGUGCGCUCCGGGACCAAGGUCGGCCGCGACGUCUUCGAGGCCUCGGGCGGCCGGCUCCGCGUCGUCGGCCGCGCGGGCGUCGGGAUCGACAACGUCGACCUCGCCGCCGCCACCGAGCACGGAUGCCUCGUCGUCAACGCGCCCACCGCCAACACCGUCGCCGCCGCCGAGCACGGGAUCGCGCUGCUCUGCGGCAUGGCCAGGAACGUCGCGCAGGCCGACGCCUCGCUCAAGGCUGGUAAAUGGGCACGCAACAAGUACGUUGGUGUAUCCCUUGUUGGCAAAACUCUCGCCAUCCUUGGGUUUGGAAAGGUUGGCUCAGAGGUUGCACGCCGUGCUAAAGGUCUAGGAAUGCAUGUGAUCGCCCACGAUCCAUAUGCUUCUGCUGACCGUGCUCGUGCAAUUGGAGUUGAGCUAGUUAGCAUGGAGGAGGCCAUGACAACCGCUGACUUCAUCUCAUUGCAUAUGCCCCUUACCCCUGCAACAGACAAGAUGCUGAACGAUGAAGCAUUUGCUAAGAUGAAGAAGGGUGUUCGGAUUAUCAAUGUUGCACGUGGUGGUGUUAUCGAUGAAGAUGCUCUAGUCAGGGCUCUUGAUGCAGGAAUAGUUGCACAGGCUGCUCUUGAUGUGUUUACUAAAGAGCCUCCAGCAGCAGACAGCAAGCUGGUGCUGCACGAGAAUGUUACAGUGACACCACAUCUUGGUGCCAGCACAGUGGAAGCGCAGGAAGGAGUGGCCAUUGAAAUUGCUGAAGCUGUCACUGGAGCUUUGAAAGGCGAGCUUGCAGCUUCUGCUGUCAAUGCACCAAUGGUUCCUGCUGAGGUGCUGUCAGAGCUUGCACCCUUCGUUGUGCUUGCUGAGAAACUUGGGCGCCUCGCUGUCCAACUAGUUGCUGGUGGUGGCGGUAUCAAGUCUGUGAAGGUUACCUAUGCAUCUGCAAGGGCGCCUGAUGAUCUUGACACAAGACUUCUGCGUGCAAUGAUCACCAAGGGUGUGAUCGAACCAAUCUCCGAUGCCUUUGUCAACCUGGUCAAUGCUGACUUCACCGCAAAGCAGAGGGGCAUUCGCAUUAGCGAGGAGAGAAUCUUGAUGGAUGGCUCACCUGAGACACCUCUUGAUUACAUUCAGGUUCAGAUAGCCCAUGUAGAAUCCAAGUUCCCCAGUGCGAUAUCUGAGUCUGGAGAGAUCACAGUAGAGGGGAAGGUGAAGGAUGGUGUGCCUCACCUAACAAAGGUGGGAGCAUUUGAGGUGGAUGUGAGCAUGGAAGGCAGCCUGAUCCUCUGCAGGCAGGUCGACCAGCCUGGUAUGAUCGGUUCAGUUGGAAGCGUCUUGGGUGAGGAGAAUGUCAAUGUUAGCUUCAUGAGCGUUGGGAGGAUUGCUCCUCGCAAGCGUGCUGUCAUGGCAAUCGGUGUUGAUGAGGAGCCCAGCAAGGCCACACUGACCAAGAUUGGGGAAAUCCCGGCGAUUGAAGAGUUUGUCUUCCUCAAGCUCUAGGCGUGGAUGUGUAUGUUUGGAGUUACAAACAUGGUUGUGCAAUUUUGAUGUAGCUAGGCGUUUAAUCAGGGGUCUAGAGGACAGGUCGGUGUCGUUGGAAUAAGGUUUUUUUCGUGCAUGUUUUGUUGGUGGUUCUCUUCUGUUGGGUUUGGUUUGGCAUUUCUGCCCAUCCAUCUUCUGGCUGAACAUGAUGCUAUUAAUAAUAGUUUGGUGUCAAUGCUUGUCUGCUUAA
Molecule: messenger RNA, 2068 nt
Organism: Lolium rigidum
Lineage: Eukaryota; Viridiplantae; Streptophyta; Magnoliopsida; Poales; Poaceae
Product: D-3-phosphoglycerate dehydrogenase 1, chloroplastic-like
Exons: 5
Coding region: 1-1836 (611 amino acids)
Biological process (GO): L-serine biosynthetic process
Cellular component (GO): chloroplast stroma
Molecular function (GO): NAD binding; phosphoglycerate dehydrogenase activity
Source: RefSeq, a predicted model, not a curated record